Messenger RNA from Pomacea canaliculata, 5023 nucleotides. Its product is annotated as caspase-7-like. Lineage: Eukaryota; Metazoa; Mollusca; Gastropoda; Architaenioglossa; Ampullariidae. Gene Ontology annotation, cellular component: cytoplasm. The coding region runs from base 163 to 1689 and encodes 508 amino acids. The transcript has 7 exons. The record is from RefSeq and is a predicted model, not a curated record. Gene Ontology annotation, biological process: proteolysis; apoptotic process.
CAACAAAGACAUUCAUAUCAUUAUUAUCAACAACUGUAGCCCAUUGAAUGAUACCCACAUUAAAGCUCUUAAACCAAUAAGGUCAGAGAUGUUGUUGUAUACGAAUGACACACGGCUUCAGUGACCUGGCUGUAAUCUUGACUGCGGACCAAUAAAUAACGGAUGGGUGAUACAGGUCUAAGUGAUGAAGCUGCAAGUGCCAGAGUCUCCAACCAUGGCAUUUUGCCCAGCAGUAACAUAGAGAAUGCAAUUCUCAAGGAGCAGGCAUCCAAAAGCACUUUUUGUGACAAAGAUGAUCAGAAUAGCUGCAACACAGCCACUGUAUUAUCUGGCCUUGAUAAUUUGUCUGUGUGUUAUACAAGCAAUAUUGUGGGUGAACCUGACCAACACAUAUCAAAUGUUUCUGGCCUUGGUAAUCAGCCCAGCUGUAACACAGGCACUUAUCCUGGCCUCCAUGAUCAGCCCAGCUGUAAUGUACCCAUGAUUGCUAACCUCAGUGAUGUGUCCAGUUCUGACACAGAUGAUUUUGAAGACACUGAAGAAUUGGACAUUGAUGAACCCGAGGGAGUAAAGGAUUCGUUAAGAACAAGUACAAACAGAUUUAAAAAAGCAUUAAGAAGGUCAGCCAAAAGAGAAAGACCACAGAAUGUGGCAUCUAUAAAUGAUGAAGAAAAUAGAUCAGUAAUAGAUGAAGCAGCACCUGCAGUGGAAGAUCCGGAUGUAUACAAUUUCUCACACAGGAGAAGAGGUCUUGCAGUCAUUAUUGACAAUGAGAACUUUACUUCCACAUCUGGAAUGCCAAGUCGUCCAGGUUCUCACGAAGAUUUGAAGUCUCUGAGAAAUAUGUUUAAUAGGUUAAAGUUUGAUUUAAGGUGCUACAAGAAUCUUAAAGGGGCAGACAUGUGGAAGGUUCUGACUAAAGCGGCAGCCUGGAAAUGGCACAAAGACUCUGAUUGUCUGGCUGUAGCCAUUUUAUCUCAUGGAGAUGAAAUUAAAUGGCCACAGCAUUGGAACCACAGGAAAGAGAUUGUCCGGCAAGAUAUAAUUUAUGGAGUUGAUGGACAGUGUGUAUUGACAUCCUCAAUAAUGGACUGUUUCAAUGAUGAUAACUGCCCAGCCUUAAAAGGGAAGCCACGUCUGUUUUUUCUGCAGGCCUGCCGUGGUAUGAAGAAGGACCGAGGUCAGAACGUUGCUGUUGUGUCUUAUGAGCAUGGAGGUCUUCAAACAGACAUUCAGUCUACAUGGGGAGGAUGUGGAUUUGAUGGGGGAGACACUGUUGAGCAAAGUCAGACAGAUGCCAGACCUGAACAGGGGCAGGCCAGCCGCAACACAGGCUGUGGGUAUGCUGAAUCACAAGGGCACAGAAAUGAUGCCAGUGAAGAUGAGACAGAUGGAAGCACACCAGCAGUCUCACCUGCUCCUAUCUACAAUGACUUCCUUGUAAUGUAUGCAACAGUACCAGGUUACUUUGCAUGGCGUCGUCCAACAGGCUCAUGGUUUGUUCAGUCUCUAUGUGCUGUCUUUGAGUUUUACAAUCCUAGAAUGUCUUUGAUACAAGCAUUGACACGUGCCACCUACUAUGUAACCACUUGCUAUGAAUCAGAAAACAAAAAAAAUCCAUGUGAGUCUGGUAUGAAGCAGACUCCUGUUAUUCAGACUAAACUAUUAAAGGAUGUCUACUUCACAUAGAGGGAACUGUUGCUGUCCAUAACUAUACUUGGCAUUAGUAGUCUUUAAAAUUCAAGGGUUGAAUUUUAUUCCAGGAAAAGAAUUGGUGGUACUGCACUAGCAAACUGGAAACUCUUGUCAGCACCACCCAUUACUAAAGUAUUGCUCAUCCUUCUUAAGUUGUUAAUGUUGCUGUAUAUCAUUUUCAACAGCACUUGCUUUAACUGUAGCUUAAUUGCUAUGGUUUUUAGAUUGUCUGCUCUACAUGGAAUUUUUUUUUUUUAUAGAAAAAAAUGGUUCGUAUGUCAGUGUCAUGCAGCAGUGUGUGUCACAUACAUUAUUGUCUAUCCAGACUGUCUUUUUUUCUUUUAACAAACCAGGAUCUGGGAAGGAACCAUUGAACUGCUUGCACUGUCUGCUAGCUCUUUUAUGACAGUCAUAUUUAGACAGUAACAUUUUGUUUAUUGUAAGACUUAAACAAAUGAUAAAAAAACAUUCACAUGCUUUUGGUUACUUUGAAACACUUUAUUGUCACCUUGUUUUAUUACUGGAUCAUUUUAUAUUGAUGUGUUGAAAAAGAACACUGCCAAGAUUUUGGGGUUUUUUGUACCUGCUUGUCUAUAUUCUGCAUUUUGUCUUGUUAUAAUUACUCUUGGAAAGUUUGCCUCAUAACUUUUACAUUCAGACAAGUUUUAAUGGACCAUUACUAAUUACACUUUUCCAAGUUAUGUACAUUCCAUGUCGAGAAAUUGAAAUUAUAAUGACAUUCAGCAGAAACAUUUACUCACCAUUUUAAAUGUUCUGUUCCUUUCCUUUUCAGAUGCUGUUAUAAAAGUACUGGGUACAUUAUUUUUUUAAUUUACAGUAUACAAACAAACACUCAUUUAAAAGGUAUGUAUGUUCAAAUUAUGCAGAUUUGAAGUGAUGCAUUUUAUGGUUUGUAAAAGCACUGACUACGAGCAGUACACCCAAAAGCAUUCCUUGUAUGUUGUAUGUCAGUUUUCCUUCACACUACGCCUAAGAGGUAGUGAAGACUGUUCCUUUGAUGCUUGUAAUCUCAAGCAAUUUAGGGCGAUGUCUAGGCAGGCUGAUACCAAAGGGGUAUCUAGAAAAAAGUGAAAGCUGGUUUAGAAUUGUUCAUCAGUCUGCCAUUGUCCUCUCUUUGAUGAGUUUAAGUAGUCCUGCACUUUUGGAGAAUAUUUUAGUGUUCUCUUUAGACUAUACCUGUGUUAAGGUAUUAAAAGGUUGCACAGUCAUCCAACUAAAGAUGCAAGUUGUUCAAAUUACUGAUAGCUGACCAGAGAGGCUAAUCUGCAGAGUAAAAUGUACAAGUGCAUGGUUAAUAUGAACAGAGUGAACUGAAAGCCAGCAUGAAGAACAGAGCGCAAGCAUAUUACAGACCAUUUGUGAUGUGAUAGUGCUGAAAAAUCACACUGAGCACCAAAAUAUGACAGCUACUGAUAAAUUCAUUUCCACAUUGUGAAGUUUAAGAUUAUGCAUGGUUCUUCUGGAAUAGGUCAUUGGCAUAAAUCAUAGGUUACCUCUAUGUGUGUGUAAUAUGCAUGAACACACUGGCUAUUUUUAUAAAUGGCAGCUUAAGAGCUUCAGGCAAAACUGAUGGAUUGUCCCAAAUUCUUUAAGAAAAAAUGCUGAGAGUUUAACUCAGCAUGGUUUGCCAUUUAAAAUGGUGUUUUUAAUUAUGUUUCAAGAGCUUUUUAUUUUAUCGGUAGGUUUUAAAAAAAAAUUAUUUUAGGGGCAACAAAUCAAAACUUUAUGACAGUGUAAUCAUGUUCUUAACAGAGAGGAUUGAUGCUCACUUUAUCCAUCCUAUCUUUUGUCUGUGCAGUAAAUUAGUGACUGUAUGUGUUGCAUUUUAUAUCUGCAUAUUACUGCAUGCAUUUGAAGAACAACCAACAAAUUGUAUAUUUUUGAGAUGAUUGCCUUCCUAUAUCAAUACACACAGAGACCUGCUUAUGAUCGCACUCAAAAAUCAAGAAGCUAGCAUUAUAGUCUGCACAAAAAAGCAGAUUUUUCAGAAAUCUCUAUUUUUGAUAUUCUAUUGUUUCAGAAAAUCCAGGAACUUGUGUACAUGAAGAGUAAAUUUUAAUCAAGAGUAACUAUGGUUCACCAUUUGAAUGAAAAGCAAUUGCAAUGCUUUUCAUUGCAUAUAAUUUAGACUUCAAAGUUAAUGUUUAAAAUUGUGUCAUUUGAAUAAUGCAAAGAAUCUACACUGACCAUGAGCUUUUCAGUGUAAUACUUAUUGACUAGGUGGUCCACAUGAAACACAUUGGGGCAGAACUCAGUUUUAUCUUUCUUUCCCACCAGUCAUUAUAUUGAGCUGUUGUGUUUUCUUAUUGCACUUAUUAUUAGUAAUUGAGCUGAACAAAUAUCAAAUGCUGCAGGUAAAUAUUUGAACUUUGUAAUGUACUGAAUGAAGUUUAGACAUCUCCUGUGGAAUGUUUUCUAAAUAAUUCCCACAAUGAAAUACUUUUUUUUCUGGAUCCACAUAGACCAUACUCCCAUGGCCUAGGACAUGUCAUUGUACCAGGUAUGAAGUUAGAUGUAGUUUCAGAUGAAGUGUAAUCUUUUUUAUGUGUGAUGAGAAUUUUAUGAUCAUUUCCAUGGAAGAUUUUCUGUAGAGAAGUAACGUUUGUGGUCACUUUAAAAUACUGUAUUCUUUGACCACUUAUUGCUCAGUGGACCUCAACAUUUGUAAAAAAUACAAAAUUCUUAAAUCACAUUUUUCAGAUGUUGCCUUCUAAUAUACUGCUUUAUAAUCCUACAGGUUUUAAGCACUAAAGAAUUUUUCAUUUAAAAAAAAGAGGACAGGAGGCAUUUUACAUUCUAUUUUAAGUGUCAGUAACCUUAGUGUAUGGCAAGAAAAUAGAAUGUGAAAAAAUGCCUUUUAUCAUUUGUUUUUUAUGAAUGUUCACAUAAACACACUCUGGCUUUUACGUUUAUUUACAUGUUUAAAGUUAUCUCUCUUACAAUUAUAAUAUUAUUGGAUGUAUUAUACUGGAAGCUAAGUAUGAUUGCCCAUGGCUAAAUAGUGGUUAAAUAAUGGUAAUAUCUUUUGAUGUCUUUCUACAUAGCUUUAGUAGAAAUAUAUGAAUACUACGUAUAGAUGCAUAUUGUACAUUUUGUCAUAACUGUAAUAGUCAAAUAAAAGUAAUGAUUUUAACCUGUUGAAGUAUCUGCUUUUGCUAUUGGUUUUCCAAAAAUAUUUUCGUAGAUCUUUGUUAGAGUUCAUCUCUUAAGUAAGUGUUAUGAUGAAUUUGGUACAAUUGGUGGAAUCGAUGAGGAUAAUAAGGCGCACGGCCACUCCACCUUUAGUCAAGUAAACCUUGCUAUAGCC